Molecule: messenger RNA, 3226 nt
Organism: Trachemys scripta elegans
Lineage: Eukaryota; Metazoa; Chordata; Testudines; Emydidae
Gene: CACNG7
Product: calcium voltage-gated channel auxiliary subunit gamma 7
Exons: 5
Coding region: 82-909 (275 amino acids)
Biological process (GO): transmission of nerve impulse; calcium ion transport; postsynaptic neurotransmitter receptor diffusion trapping
Cellular component (GO): postsynaptic density membrane; AMPA glutamate receptor complex
Molecular function (GO): channel regulator activity; voltage-gated calcium channel activity
Source: RefSeq, a predicted model, not a curated record
UGGCUGGCUGUGGCUACUGAGCCUGUUUCUCUCUCCCUGCCCAGGUCCGCGUGCUGUGUGUGGCGCCCCCCGUCCCUUAGGAUGAGUAACUGCAGCAGCCGCGCGCUGACGCUGCUCAGUAGCGUGUUCGGGGCCUGUGGGCUGCUGCUGGUUGGCAUCGCCGUCAGCACCGACUACUGGCUUUACAUGGAGGAGGGCAUCGUGCUGCAGCAGAACCAGACCACCGAGAUCAAGAUGGCGCUGCACGCCGGGCUCUGGAGGGUCUGCUUCUUCGCCGGCCGGGAGAAAGGCCGGUGCGUGGCAUCAGAGUACUUCCUGGAACCCGAGAUAAACCUGGUGACGGAAAACACGGAGAACAUCUUGAAGACAGUUCGCACGGCUACCCCUUUCCCCAUGGUCAGCCUCUUCCUUGUCUUCACGGCCUUCGUCAUCAGCAACAUCGGCCACAUCCGGCCACAGAGAACCAUCCUGGCCUUCGUCUCUGGCAUCUUUUUCAUCCUCUCUGGCCUGUCUCUCGUGGUGGGGUUAGUUCUCUACAUCUCCAGCAUCAACGACGAGGUGAUGAAUCGGCCCAGCGGGUCGGAGCAGUAUUUCCACUAUCGCUACGGCUGGUCCUUCGCCUUCGCAGCCUCCUCCUUCCUCCUCAAAGAGGGCGCCGGCGUGAUGUCCGUGUACCUGUUCACCAAGCGCUAUGCGGAGGAGGAGAUGUACCGUCCUCACCCAGCCUUCUACCGCCCGCGCCUGAGCGAUUGCUCUGACUACUCGGGCCAGUUCCUGCACCCGGAGGUGUGGCACCGCGGGCGCAGCCCCUCCGACAUCUCCAGCGACGUCUCCAUCCAGAUGACCCAGAAUUACCCCCCUGCUAUCAAGUACCCUGAGCACAUGCACAUAUCCACCUCGCCCUGCUAGGCCAACCCCCCCGACCAUCUCCCACCGGGGCCUGCCAGCUGCUCCCACCCCAGAGACUCCGCGGAGUGGGGCCCACCCAUAGAUCACAGACGGGGUGCUACUGGACUGAAACCUCUCCUUGUCCCCCCUUUCUCGUUCCCUCUGCACCAUCUCUGGAGGCCUCCCCAAUUUGGCCAUUUUGGCAGGAUUCCUGACAGGAAGUCACCCUGUUGGCCAUUUUGAUAGCUAUGGGAAGGUGGUGAGAUUCCCAGGAGGAAAUCACCCCGUCGGCCAUUUUGGUCACUGCAGGAUUCCCAACAGGAAGUUACCUUUUCGGCUAUUUUGGUAGCCAUGGGAACGUGGCAAGAUUGCCGAUAGGAAGUAACCUGUUGGCCAUUUUGGCUGCCAUGGGCAGGUGGCAGGACUCCCGACAGGAAGUCACCCCAUCGGCCAUUUUGGUUGCCACAGAAAGGUGCCGGGAUUCCCAACAGGAAGCCACCUGUCAGCCAUUUUGUUUGUCAUCAUAGGGCCAGCUCCAGAUACUUUUUUUGUCCCCACAGGGGCCAAUUCCUAACAGGAAGUGAUCCCUCCCUGCUCCAAGCUCUUCCUCCCAGAUCCUGACAGGAAGUGGCUCCUCUGACAUCUUUUUUGCCCCAUAAUGGCCAACCCCGGUUAGGAAACUGCCCAUCUGCCAUUCUGGUUGUCAUUGUACCAGCUCCCCUUGGUAUGGAUCCUGAGAAGAAAUGUCUCCUAAUGCCAUUUUCCUCAGUUCCAGAAUGGCCAACCCUGACAGGAAGUCACUUGUCAGCCAUUUUCCUUGUUGUCAUGCCAGUCCCUUCCCCCGCAGAUCAUGAGAGGAAAUGGUUUCUCCGCCACCUUUGCUGCCCCACAAUGGCCAACCCUGACAGGAAGUCACUCAUCAGCCAUUUUCCGUGUUGCUGCACUGGUCCCUCCCGCACUCCCCCACCCCCAGAUCCUGAGAGGAAAUAGCUCCUCCGCCAUCUUUGUUGUUUUCAAAAUGAACCAGAUGGGGGAACCGCGUCAGCAAAUGGGGACACAGAGAAGGGCCCAGGCCACUUUCUUCCCUCGGAAGCAAACCCAACCCAGAGAGAUGACUCAAGGGGAGCUGAAAAUAUAGGCACCAACGUCCGUCCGGCUAAAGCAACGGCGGCGGCUGGCUGCCAACACCUCGCCCUCAGAGACCCGCUCCCCCCUCAACCGCCAGAUGGGGGCCCCGUCUCUUUGUCUUCCCUCCAAAGAACGUUCGAAGAAGCCCUUUUCUUAGCAAGCGUGGGCCAUGUUAACCCAGUUUGAGGCCAGCUGCCCCCAUGCUCUGCAUUGAUCUUUCCUUUCUUUCUAUUUGCUUUCUUCUUCCAGUCUCGCCACCUUUUUUCUUUUCCAUUUCCUGGCUCUUUCCUUCUUCCUUUCACUGCACUCUUUCUUUUGUCCCUUUUCUCUUUCGUUUCCAUUUGCAAGUUUUCUUUGAUUCCUUCCUCUCUCUGCACUCUUUCGUCCAUUCCUUCUUUUGUUCAUUUCUCGGCACUUCUUCUCUAUUGAUUUUCUUUAUAUGUCCAUCUACAGGUCCCUUCCCCACCCCCCUUUUGUUUUCCUCUUCCUUUCUCUACCCUCUUUUGUUCUUUCUCUGUUAGUUCCCUUCUCUUUUAGCCACCUCCGCAUGCUGGGGUGUAUCUCGGGCUGCAUUUCUUUUGCCACGGUGACUGUGUUUGUAGAGGGGAAGGUGUCUCCAUCCAUGCAGAAACGAGGAAGGAGCAAAUAUAGCCGGAGGAGGAGAAAAAUGCCAGUGGAGAGGAGGAGGAAAGGGAAAUAGGGGAGAGGGAAACGAGAGAGUGAAGGGAAGGUGGAGAGAAGAGAAACGAGGCUGAGGGAGGUGAUGGAGGAAAGAAGAGGGGGUAGGUUAUAGAUACCUGGGCCUUCAGGGAUGGAGCAGUGCGGGGAACUGGAAUCACAGGUGGGUUUAGGCACCUCCUGCUGGCUGGGUCCUGCCAGGACCCAGGACCCUUGCUGUGGACUUGGUUGGUACUGUUCGGUCCCUGUCCCGUGUGGGUAUUUUUGUGGGCUCCUUUGGCAAGGUCAUCUGUACCUGACUUUGUGCGCUUCCCCACGGCAGUGCCUCCCAGCCAGGGAGCUAAAGGAGAAUCACCCUCCUCAUCUCUUGUCAUGAUGUUGGGACUAUGACAUACAGAGGAGCUGUUCUAAUGGCAUCCAGCAGAGGGUGGUAUAUGCUGGGUGGGACCCAGCUGUAGGAGGGGGAUGAGGUCUAGUGGUUAGAGCAAGGGGGCUGGGAGUCAGGACUCCUGGGUUCUAUCCCUGGCUCUGG